Messenger RNA from Letharia columbiana, 807 nucleotides. RefSeq lists its product as uncharacterized. Bases 1 to 807 code for a protein of 268 amino acids. The transcript has 2 exons. The record is from RefSeq and is a predicted model, not a curated record. Lineage: Eukaryota; Fungi; Ascomycota; Lecanoromycetes; Lecanorales; Parmeliaceae.
AUGGGUCUUGUCACUCCUGCGAUUUUGCUAUCGAUACUAUUGACAUUGGGUACUUGCAUGAUUAGCGAUUCGACCAGCAUUUCUAGCGCCUUCUCUCCUGUCCAGAUCACUAUCCUCUCCUCCAACGGCACUGACCUCACCCUCUCAAUCCCGAUCAUGCACUCCCACAUCCCACUCUCCACUCUUCAACGACGCUCCCCCGCCUCCGUCCCCAUCCGAGAUUGCCCCUUGGUCGACACAUACACGUCCAACUCCUGGUGCCACCACGAAAUAUCCCCCCAAGAUUUCGGGACUUCUUGCAACGAGCCACCACAAGCGGGCCGGACGAACCCUCGACAGCGUACAUAUCUGGGCGGAGGCAAAUGCGCUAGUGACGAGAUAUGCGUUGGAAGUAACGCUAAGGACCCGGGUAUCCCGCUCCAGGCAUACUGCGUUUCCACGGACAAAUUCGUGCACAUAGGCCACAGUCCGUCAAGUGGAAAUGGGCAGAACCUUGCUUCUACGGGGGUUGUUACGGCAAAUUUUAAUUCUGCUCUUUAUAAUAACAACGGGAGCCACUUGGGCGUUGAAGCCGUCGUCACGAGCGUCAACAAAGGGACGAGCUUAUCUGCAGCCAGUGUGGUGAUGCAAGCACAGACGUAUAACGGGGUAUGGCGCACGGUGACUAAUGGCCGCAAUUACUGCCUGAGGUGCUCGAGUGUGACUGUGGCACCUUUUCCGGCGACGGCGCAGAGGGUUAAGGUGGACGUGGUGUUGUCAGAGCUAAUCCCGACGGGUUUACUUUGGCUGGCGUCUUAUUCGUACUAG